AUGGACAAGUACGAAAAGGUGAAGAAAAUUGGAGAGGGCUCGUUUGGGAAGGCUAUCCUCGUCAAAGCCAAACAGGAUGGUCGCCAAUAUGUCAUCAAGGAGAUUGGCAUAUCUGGAAUGUCAAGUAAAGAGAGGCAAGAAUCUCGAAGAGAAGUUGCUGUUCUUGCCAACAUGAGUCAUCCCAACAUUGUUCAGUAUAAGGAGUCUUUUGAAGAGGGGGGCUGUUUAUUCAUAGUGAUGGACUACUGUGAGGGUGGAGACCUGUUCAAAAAGAUCAACUCUCAGAAGGGAGUACUGUUCCCCGAAGAGCAAAUCCUGGACUGGUUUGUGCAGAUUUGCCUGGCACUCAAGCAUGUGCACGAUCGAAAAAUCCUCCACAGGGACAUUAAAUCACAGAAUAUAUUUUUGACUAAAGAUGGGACAGUGCAGCUUGGAGACUUUGGGAUUGCAAGGGUUCUUAACAGCACUGUGGAGCUUGCGAGGACAUGCAUAGGAACCCCAUAUUACUUAUCACCAGAGAUUUGCGAAAACAAACCAUACAAUAACAAAAGUGAUAUUUGGGCCCUAGGGUGUGUCCUGUAUGAGAUGUGCACUCUUAGGCAUGCAUUUGAGGCUGGAAACAUGAAGAACUUGGUUCUGAAGAUAAUUCGUGGCUCAUAUCCUCCCGUUUCUGUACACUACUCCCAAGAACUGCGCUAUCUCUUAGCACAGUUGUUCAGACGCAACCCUCGAGAGAGGCCCUCGGUCAGCAGCAUACUGGACAAACCUUUCCUGUCCUGUAGGAUUGAGAGGUUUCUCACACCACAGAUCAUUGCUCAGGAAUUCCGCCAUACUUUUCUUCACAAGCAGCCUAAAAUGGGUGUGGUACAAGUGCCAUCUGCCCAGAAGAUUACGAAACCAGCCAGCAAAUAUGGAGUGCCUUUAACUGUGAAGAAGGUUGCAGACGUAACCAGAAAACCACAGGAGAGGAAAGCGGCUUUAAAACAAAAACCGGCCCCUCUCCCAGCAGCCCCUCAGAGGAAAGUGAAUCAAGUGGAGGAAGAGAGGAAAAAGCAUGAGGAGGGCAUCAGAAAGAAAAGGAUGGAGCUGAUUGAGAAGGAAAGGAAACAGAGAGAACAGAUGUUCCUGUUGAAAGCAGAGCAAAUGAAAAGAUACGAGAAAGAAAAGAUCAAUCGAAUAAACCAAGCCAGAGAACAAGGCUGGAAGCACGUCUUGAGCUCAAGUGGAGGUAGCAGCCCCGAGAGGAAGUGUUUUGUAGGAGGUAAGAGGGCUGCAGGUGUUGCCCCCCCUGUCUCGGGCCCUAAUCUUGGGCCUACUCCAGUUCCCAUCCCCCACCACAUGGCUAAAUCGCAGCCUAAAGAUGCCGGUAGGGAAGGAUUCUCUGCAGGACCUGGCAGUCCUAUCCGAGGCUUGCCGGCCGCCGCAGGCCCUGUGCUGCCUGACAGCCCCACUCAUCGACUGAACCCAGAUGUGAUCAGGAAGGAGCUUCAGAGGCUGCAGCAUGUUUCAAAACAGGCCCAUGUUAGCCGACAGGGUUGUCGGAUGGGAGCUGGGCGGGCCUUUCAGGUGGAGGAGUUUUUACAGAGAAAGAGAGAGGCCAUGAUCAACAAAGUCCGUGCUGAAGGACAGCUGGGUACGCGUCAAAAUCUGGCCGCACUCUAUGGAAGCCGGCCCGGCGUGGUUCGGUGUAGGCGAACUAAAGUCAACAAAGAGGAGGAGGAGUACUUGGCAAGACUCAGGCAGAUCCGCUUGCAGAACUUCAAUGAGCGGCAGCAGAUCAAAGCCCGACUCAGAGGAGAGAAGUGUGACAGCGACGGCUCUGACAGCCAGGAGUCAAGUGAGGAAGCACAAUUCAGGAGAAGGAAGAUAGAGGCUUUAAAAGCUCAAGCAAACGCCCGAGCUGCUGUUCUGAAAGAGCAGCUGGAAAAGAAGAGGCGCGAAGCCCACGAGAAAGAGAAGAAAGCCUGGGAGGAGCAUAUUGCAGCGAGAGGGGUGAAGCCAGACACAGCUGCCAAAGUUUCAGCCCUGCCUGCAUCCAUACUCUCCACCCCAGAUAUCUCCAUGACUGCCGCUCUGAAGAAUGUCGGAGCCAUAACUCCACAAAAGGAAAACUUGAACGCAUCGGAGGCUGCCACAGUGAUCCAGAGUGAAAAGAAGCAGAUCCUGCGCAGACUUAACCAGAACCUAAAAGCCCAGAGCCCAGUGGAGGAAGUGGAGGAGUCUUCUUCUGCGCCUGGAGAACCAAGUCCAGCUCCCCAGCAGAAAGAGCCGGAGCCUGAGGAACGGCCCCCUUCAAACGGUGAUCGGAAGAAGUGGGAAGCGGCUGAGCUGCCCCUGCUUCCUGUGCCUCAGGAAACUUUAGGGGAGACGUGUGCCACAACAAGCACCACUUCAGGAUCUCCGGAAGAAAGCGUGCCCUCCGCUGGCGACCGGAAGAAGUGGGAGGCGGGCUCUCCCCUCGUCCUCUCCGUAGCCCGGCAGACCCUGGAGGAGACAUGCAUCACGACCACCGAUCAAACAAUAGGUGAGGUCAUCCAGAUGGGCAGGCUACUGGAGGAAACGUCCGGGAGAGGGGACCAAGCCAGUCACGUGUCUCAGCUGCUGAGGGGGCUUCAGGAGGGAAAGCCUGAGCCAAUCAACCAACCGCCGGAGGCCGUCUCCAUCUGUGAAGACAAGCUUUCGAGUCCUGAUAAGCCAAAGCAGGCAGCAGAAUCGACUGACAGAGGAAUGUUUCCAUCUGCUGUGGGUCAGACUCCAUCUGUCAAUCAGGGUUCAGAUCAGUGUAUUUCUGCUCCUGAUGUGCAUCUGCCACCCGACAUGACUGAGGUUCAGGAUCCUGCAGACCUCGAUUCUAUAGUUUUGGAGGAGAGUCCUAAAAAAGUCUCACAUCCUCCAGCUAGUGUGCAGCAAGCAUGGGAGCAGGAAGCCCCCGAGCCAAUUCCGCCAGAGGGUGUUACGAGACCAACACCAGCCAAGGAUACUGCAGCGAGAGCAAAUGAAUCGUCUGCUUUGGCCCAGAAUGAGGAGCCGCUCUUUAUGAAGUUGUGCUCUCCGGCCCACCGACGCACUGCUGCCUUGGCGGUCCUCUCUGCUCAGUCCUCCGUGGAUGAAUCAUCCUCCUCUCUGGCCUCUCGCUCACGAUCCGUCUCACCUCUUCGCUCCCGGCAAAAGGACGCUCUCCUCAUUGAUCUCUCCACAGGCAUGUUUGACACCAACAACCUCAAGAUGCUGCGGACGUGUUCUCUACCAGACCUCAGUCGUGUCUUUAGCUCUCAGCAGGACACUGAAGCCACCAAAAAAGCCAACGUGGCCCCAGAAAACAACCUGGAGAUAGAGGACCUGGAAGAGGCCGCUAAAGAUGACGAUCAAUCAGAAGCAGAGGAUGCGUAUGAAGAUGAAGAUUUGCGAGACAUCAGGGCCUCGAUGGAGAGACUGCUGCAGGAGGAGGGCGAAGCGAUGAGGAACCACCAAGAUGUGAGAGCUGGAGACUUUAAUGGAAACCCCCAAGAGGACAGAGAGCAGGAGCUCCUCAACAGGAUCGCCACCGAGAUUGACCAGGACAGCGAUCAGAUGGCCGUCGACGAGGAUGCUGAUGAUGACGAUGACGGAGAGGAGGAGGACGAGGAAGAGGAGGAAUGCUCCACCGGCAGUCCUGGUGACGAGGAAGCAGGGGAGCUGCUUUCUAACGGCGUAGGAGAGGAGGGCCUCAGAAACAACAAGCAGCUCAAUGAAGAAUGGCAUUCAGAUGGAAGUGGAGAAGACCAGGGCGGAGAGCAUCACGACAGCAUCUUCAGUCGUCUGGAAGAGCUUCGCUUCAACCUCGAGCAACAGAUGGGCUUUGAGAAGUUCAUCGAAGCCUACAACAAGAUCAAGGCUAUACACGAAGAUGAGGAUGAGAAUAUCGAGCUGGGCUCCAAUUUGGUCCUAAACAUCCUGGGAACGGAGCACCAGCAUCUGUACCCCGACAUCCUUCACCUAGUGAUGGCAGACGGUGCUUAUCAGGAAGACAAUGACGAAUAACGCUCUGGGCGUUGGAGCUGCAAGCAGUGGUGACAAUCUGCUCACCAUCCGAUGUCUUCCCACAACACGCGUCGCUGGCAGAAUGAUCUAUGCAUGAGCUGCGGCGGCCUCACUUCUGAACAGCGUUUCAGGCACAUUUGCAUGAAAUUUAACCAGAACACUUGAGACUGCGUUUCGUUGUUUUGACUAUCGGCACCUGCCACUCCUUUUUUUCUUUUCUUUCUUUCUUUCUCUAAACCAGUGUUCACUCAGAAGUGCAUUAUCAAAUCUGUGUUCCCGUUAACCAAAGUUCAUUCCGAGCUUCUGUAAGCGUUUGUGUCAGUCCACGUCUGCAAAUGAAUGACGCACAAGUUAUGCGAUGUAAUGUAACGGCACUUGAAUUAACAGUGUGAACUAUUUGCUUGUCUGUGUUGCUGGUUCAGUGAGGCUGCUCGGUGGCGUUUCAGUUCGGGCGGAUAAGAUCUGGCUUCUCUCAGGUGCUCUCUUUCGGUGCCACUUUCAUCUAUUAUUACAUGUUCAACGUUAGCCAGGUGGCCCACGACACACACACACACACACAUACCGUCAUUUACUCAAAAACCAGCUGAACCUCCUUUUUCUUACAAGAGCUUUCGUCCAAGCCAGAAGUUGAAUACCGUCUAAUGCGUUUUCCACAUUUCUUACCGUUUCUGUUAACUCAUGUGAAAGGUGAGAGGUUUUUGUGACUGAGACUGUUGCACUGUAGCACGCCUGGCCGAUGCGACGCGUGGGCCAGGUCAGACUGAAACGGAGAGUUCUCCUGAUUAUAUAACUAGUGAUUUUAGAUGCUACAUAUAACUCAUGUUUGAUUAUAAUUUAAAUAUUGUAAAUAUUUUUAUGGAAUAAAC
Molecule: messenger RNA, 4886 nt
Organism: Menidia menidia (Atlantic silverside)
Lineage: Eukaryota; Metazoa; Chordata; Actinopteri; Atheriniformes; Atherinopsidae
Source: the annotation of a GenBank genome assembly